Molecule: messenger RNA, 2421 nt
Organism: Mobula hypostoma (lesser devil ray)
Lineage: Eukaryota; Metazoa; Chordata; Chondrichthyes; Myliobatiformes; Myliobatidae
Product: retinal rod rhodopsin-sensitive cGMP 3',5'-cyclic phosphodiesterase subunit gamma
Exons: 4
Coding region: 254-577 (107 amino acids)
Biological process (GO): positive regulation of epidermal growth factor receptor signaling pathway; visual perception; positive regulation of G protein-coupled receptor signaling pathway
Cellular component (GO): photoreceptor outer segment membrane
Molecular function (GO): cGMP binding; 3',5'-cyclic-nucleotide phosphodiesterase activity
Source: RefSeq, a predicted model, not a curated record
AUAUCAGCUUUCUCUUUGAAUAGUGACAUCACCAGAUUAAAAAGGAGACACUUCUGGCGUCGAUAUCCUAUUAUACUCUUCCCUAAUAAAAGCUGGUUUCUAUCUCAGUGGAUCUAGAACUGCGUAGAUAGAAGUACAGAAAUUCCUACGAGAGCUAGUUAGAGCUCUCGCCUCUCAUUGGCGAAUGUUCGCCUUUGUCUCCACAUAGUGAUAUAGUACCCUAGUGAAGCGUGGCUGUAGAAGAACAUAAACCAUGGCAGCCAACCCCUUGGAAAUUCAACCCAACCUGAAAGCACAGGAGAUGGCUCUGACCCUAGAACCACCGAAACACGUGGGAGAAAUUAAAUCAGCAACACGAGUAACUGGAGGACCAGCAACUCCUAGGAAAGGACCACCAAAGUUCAAACAGAGGCAAACAAGACAGUUUAAGAGCAAGCCGCCAAAGAAAGGAGUACAAGGGUUUGGUGAUGACAUUCCUGGAAUGGAAGGUUUAGGCACAGACAUCACUGUCAUCUGCCCCUGGGAGGCCUUCAGUCACCUGGAACUACACGAACUUGCACAGUAUGGUAUCAUCUGAAAAUGGCAAUUGUCCCAAAAUUCCAUGUGCAUUGCUACUCUGGUCGAUAGAGUUCCAGAACAUUCCUGCCCUUCCCCCUUCAUUUCACCAGUGGCUUCAGGAUCACAAGUGAGGCCAGGCCUCAGAAUUGCGGACAUGACUGUAAAUAAUAGUACAAUAAACUUUCCUAUUUAAACUCACAGUUCCUUUUAUCAUUCUAACAAACAAAAGCAACUAUCUUAAAUUGACAUGUCAACGGUAUUGGCUCUCAUCUUCAACAAAGCUGAGCACUAGAUGCAAUACCCAGAAGUGUGUGCGGUGAGCAUUUUAUAUCUAUGGCAAUAUUGAAUACGUGCUAUCAUGCUUCCUUUAAAUGCAUCUCCUCCAAAACAAUAUGAUGGCACAUAUACAAAUUUAUUCUGAUCACGGUCGAUUUUUUUUUUAAGCGUUGAACUUUGUAGGAGAACUAUGUUUUCUGUGAUACUGUGAACGUGCAGGGUUGAAUUGAAAAUUCUUAACUGUUCCUUAUUUGUGCAUCCUUCUGAAUAAGAGCCUCAGCGUACACAAUGCACCUCUACUGUGAAUAUUGAGCAAAGUCAUUUUUAUCCAAUCUUUUGAUCUAACUAGUUUCUUGUUGGUCAAAGCUUUGAGUUUUUUUUCCUGUCUCAAAAUGAACCACUCAGGGAUGCUUAGAAGUUGUAGUUUGCUGAGAAUUGCUUGAACAAGAGUUUGUUGGUGAUUUGUUUGUUGCGUGGGUGAAUAACUUUAGCAUUAACUUGUUAUCCUUUAUCCAAGUUCCGCAUAGGAUUUCACUGUCAUACAGUACUUUCAAUUCAUUCAUCUGCCUCUUUGUUUUUCUUCAUUCGUCAUUAAACUUUAUCAUUUUAUCCUCACUGAUUGUACUUCCCCGUUCCAUUUUCCCUGCUUUUUUCAACAGUCCAUUUUAUCAACAACAUAUUUCAUUUCUUGUGGGCUUACAUUGUUCUUGCUCUGUCAUAUCAUUUCAAGAGCCAGCAUCUAACUGAUUCCAUUCCACUAUCUAUCCAGAGGAUUUCACCGUCAUACUUAAUAUCCAAUAAAGUCUCAUGAUUGCUACGUCAAUUCUAUCUCUUGGGGCAGUCAACUUCGUAUCUAGCUGUUGAUUUUUUCAAUUUCUUCCUUCGACCAUCAGUUUUACAUUUUCUGAUUAUUUUAAUAUCUUGUCUCAUAUCUUUCCGUCUUUUCUCCCAGUCUUCACUUGGUUCCACUCCAAUAAACUCAGAACCCCCUCAACAUUUAAACUUUCUCUGAUCUCAUUUUGAACACUUAUUUUUCUGAAUAAGUCUAUUGUUCUUUGUAAACUUUACUUAAUAAGUGCUAAACUGUGGAAAGUGAAUGCUCCAAUUUGCACUAUGUUUUCAGAGCUUUUGUGUUUGAUGUUUCUAUUUGAUACUUACCCUUUCUGUUAAUAUGCUAAUUUUCAAUUCUAUUAUAUUUCUAUUCCUAACUGUUGUUAUACUCUGGAUUCUGGAUUAUUUUUGCAAUUUUGGAUUAUUUUUGCAAUUCCCUUGGAGUACAUAAUUGUAUCAAAUCCAUUAGCUUUACUUUUUAAUUUUACCCUCAUUUUUUAGGUUAACGUUUUGAAAAUAUUGCAAAUCAAUAUACCUCAUUAAAUCUUCCUUCUCUUUGAUUGCUGUGUUUUCUUUUUUAACUGAUUUGGGUCAUUCUGUUCAUAUAAUUCUGUGGAAAAAGCCAACAGAAGGAAGCACAUUUGGGGAAAAUGCAAAGCAUUGUGGGGAAUAUGAUGGAAGUGCGUGAUGGUUUGUAAUAUCUUUAAACCAAAACUUUGUCAUCUGGAGAUUAGGUUGUUCUCUCUACAAUGUGUA